Messenger RNA from Closterium sp. NIES-65, 927 nucleotides. The record is from the annotation of a GenBank genome assembly. NCBI's taxonomy places the organism in Eukaryota, Viridiplantae, Streptophyta, Zygnematophyceae, Desmidiales, Closteriaceae.
AUGUCUAGUGAGCGUCUUGUCCUAGGCCUCCCACGUGUCUUGCCGUCGCUGCCGCCUUCGCCUGCGCCGCCAUGUCGUCCCUGCGUGGAGGGUAGGCUGCGCGCCACCCCUCACUCCUCCUCCCUUCGUCCGGCCACCGAGCCUUUUGAGACGCUUCACUUGGACGUCUGGGGCCCAGCCCCUCGUCUAGGCCCUGAGCGUGAGCGUUACUUUCUGGUGGUCGUUGACGACUUCUCCCGCUACACCACAGUGUUCCCUCUGGCGAAGAAGUCUGAGGUGACUUCUACGCUGAUCAGGUGGUUGCUCACCACUGAGGACACUCGUGGUCGUCGUGUCAGCUGUCUCCACUCCGACCGUGGGGGUGAGUUUCGCUCCGGCAUUCUCGCUGGAUUCUGUCGCGAGCAGGGCAUUCGUCAGUCCUGGAUGCUUCCAGAGUCCCCACAGCAGAAUGGGGUUGCUGAGCGCCGCAUAGGCCUGGUCAUGGAGAUCGCCCGCACCUCCCUGACUCACGCCUGUGCCCCCCAUUUUCUGUGGCCCUACGCGGUCAGGUACGGCGCGCACCAACUGAACCUCUGGCCACGUGUCUCUCGACCAGAGGUUUCACCGACCAGUCUUUGGACAGGGUCCCCUGGUGUUGCGUCGCGGUUUCGCGUCUGGGGGUGCUUGGCUCUUGUCCGCGACACCUCCGCGGACAAGCUCUCGCCUCGUGCCGUCCCCUGUGUCUUCCUUGGUUUCCCUGAGGACUCCUCUGACUUCACCUUUUACCACCCUCCCUCUCACCGGUUCUUUGACUCCCGUGACGUCCGUUUCGAGGAGUCCACUCCGUACUACGUCAGGUGUGUCCCAGGCUACCCCUCCUCCUUCGGUAGCCCCUCCGGUACAGCCUCCCUCCCCACAGUCCUCCUCGCAGCGUGCCGCUGGUGCUAG